AUGAGGAUAAACAAAAAGGACGAAAUCGUGAACGUGUUGUUCACCGUGUUUCUGCUAGCCACUCAGCAGAUCUGCCUUCUCUACGGAAUACUGAACAGCGCGAGAAGUAACAACAUGUACCUGCUGUUCCUAAUCGUGGAUGUCUUCCUAUGCGUGUACAUUGUGCUGAGCCUUUACGAUGAAAACAACGCAGGGGUCAAAAUAUCCAUCCAAUGGAUGAUGUACAUGACCACAUUGAGUACAAAAAUGGCCAUAUUUUGUUUUCUCAUAAAAAAUGAAAAAAAAAGCAGUGACCAAAAGAGCCUUCUUUUCACAUAUCUAUCGAAUGAUGUGUUAGUAUACAACUUGCUCUAUUUGACUCCAUUCAUCUAUCUCUUGUUCUCUCUGAGAAGUAGAAAUAUAUUGGAGAAUAUCCUGAACAACAAAAUAGUCGUAGAAAAUAUCCUCAGUAUUGAUGUGAACAUAAUAAACCUAUUCGAUCUCAUCGACUUAAUUUUCAUGUAUUCCCAUUUGACCAAUCUGUACAAAAUAUUGGACCAUGUGAAGACCUAUAGCUUCCAAAACGUACUUAUAAUGCUUAUCGUUGUACUCGUGGAUAUUUCUCUCUUUGGAUUUUACUUCCCUAUUUAUACUAAUAUAGACAAAUCCUACUCGUACAGCCAGGAGUCGGUAGGGAUGCUUAAGGGAGAGAGACCUGGGGAAGGGGGUAGAUCGAGGGACAAAGGUACCAAACGAGAUGGUAAGAAAACAAAACAUAGCAAAAUAAUCAAACAGAAGAAGCGUAUUCACCAAAGUGACUCAUAUGGUAAGUACGAAAUGGGGGAGAGGAAAAAGGGUAAUUUUCUUUACGCCACUAAUGGGGGAAGUGGUAGUACCACAAUUGGGAGAAGUGGCAGCACGACAAUUGGGAGAAGUGGCAGCAUCUCAGUUGGGAGAAGUGGCAGUAUCUCAAUUGGAAGAAGUGGCAGCACUGCAAUUGGGGGAAGUGUCGGAGGCAGAAGCAGCGCGAGUCGACAGAGUAGUGCAGGUAGCUUUCUCAGCAGAGGAAGCAGUAUACGUGUUCAAAGCGGAAGCCAUAGCAGUGUUCGCAGUCGGAGAAGAGCUACUGUAAUAAAUCCAACAAAUGUGCGAAGUGGAGCAAAUGUAUCAUUUUUGGAUAAGUCCAACAUGAGGUACAUGAAGACAAACGGAGUUUCUAAAUUCUUUUACUCGGAGAAUGGCACAAACAUGGGAGUGGUAGAAAAAAUGAACCCCCCCUCCUCCUCUUUGGUUUCCAACAACUCAAAGGAAUCCACGUACGCAUCAUCCAACAUGUCAAAGGAGUUACUCUCAAGGGACUUUUCAACUUCGUCUUUUUCUUCAUCCUCUGCGAAUUCAUCAUAUUUGUCAUUACAUGAAUCUAACUUGGGCUCCUCUCACUCUGCGUCCUCCACAUCCUCCUCGUCCUACCUGCCGUCUCUCCUGUCCUUCUCCUCCAAUGAGAACAAGACCAAGUCUAGUAAAUCUUACCACCAGAAAUAUAAGGAUGUCUACACGGACGUGUACAUAACGGCUAAGUUUCAUUUCAUCGUGGGGUUCCUCCUCAUCGACGUGCCCUUUUUCAUAUACAGACUGCUCUUCUGCCUGAAGCACAAAAUGAUGCUGACACUCAUCGUGAAGAACGUCCUGUUCCUGCUGUUCCGAUCGUACAAGCUGAACGAGUACCGGCUAGUCGAGAAGGAAAAAUACAAAAAGAACAAAAGCAAUCUAGAUUUCGACUUUUACAACCUGUUCAGCGUAGAUUCGGAGGGGAAGCUGCGAAUGGCCAAGUUCUGGAAGACGGAGGAGACGCAAAAAGCAAGAGAGACCGACGAGCACGCAAGGUGAAUGGAGGUAUUCAAGGAAGAAUUUAGAGAGAACAAAAAGAAGCUGCUGUUGGAGAAGGCAGCCGCCAUGCAGGAAAUGGAAACAAACAGAAAUAGCGAAAAGGCCAAUCGGGGAAGUAUCCCCCUUGGAAAGGUCAUAGACAACAAUAACGGAGAAGAACACACAGAAAAGCGGAAUGGUGGAGAAGCCCCAAAUGGGGGGAACCAAAAGAAGAAGAAAAAAAACCCACGACCAAAAUUCACUUGGAAAGAACGAAGACAAAUGAAAAAUAAAUUUCGGAAUUUCAAAAAUUUGAUUUAUAAGUUAAAAUACAAAAGGAAGAUACCGAUAUAUCAUUUCAAGGUAUGGGAUCAUAUCCGAGUCAUGUGUAGUUUUUUGUUAAAGGGGCGUGGCAGUUCGAAUUUUGUAUACUUAGAUGACCAGCUGGUUUUUUCCUACUUCACAAAUCUCCGACUCAUGCUUCUUGUAUUACUUAAUUAUGUAAUGAAAAUCGGAAUUACCAUUUUUUUUAUUUUUCUCUUGUUGAAUAAUCACAUACGACUAAGUCAGCAGGACUUCGUCUAUAUGUACGACAUGCCUGUAAAGCCAUUGGGGACUCCUGGAGUGGGUCGGGGAGACAUGCUCAGUUUCCCCCACAGCUUCGAUCUCACCAAGCACACAAAUCUGCAACUCCCAAAACAACCCAUUCCUAUAUAUUAUAUAAACAAAGACAUGGAAGAUAAUACGAAGCAGUUCACAAAUCGCAAGUAUGUUCCCAAAGGGUAUAUCCAAUUAGAUAUGCCAGAAAGCUUAUUCAACUCCACAUGGGAGCAUAUGUUUAGCCUAGACAAGAUGUAUAUGUAUAGUUGCUUGGGAUUUUUUUUUCUUUAUUUUGUUUUGCUUCUAGGGACGUCCACUUUUUUCGAUAUUCUGUUUGGGGCCCUAGUGAAUACGUUGAGUCACUUAUCUUUUUAUUUUUCUCUAAAGCAGUUUGUUUUGUUUUUUUUUACUUUUCAUGGGAAUUUAUACAAUAGCGAUUAUGUUUUUCACGAGGGGCGUAUUCGCAAGCUGAACUAUGAGUUCGAGUAUUUGUUGCUGCUUUUGUUUAAUUUGCAUCACUUUGCUUCCCUGUGUAAGCACGCCUCUCUGUUUCUGCGCGUGUUGUUCAACUGCAGGUACGUCUAUUAUGGGAGGAGCCUGGGCCGAGCACGCAACGGCAGGCGCAACCAGCUGAGGCACUCCGUGAGCGUGUACCUCCUGUUCCUCCUGUGCAAGUACGCCCACGCACCGGUCAACCUGAACACCCUGCUCUUCGGACAAAACAUCCUGAAUAAUAUUCUCCUCAUAGACAACAUAAAUAGCUUCACCUGGGGACACAAGUACUUAUGA
Molecule: messenger RNA, 3234 nt
Organism: Plasmodium cynomolgi strain B
Lineage: Eukaryota; Apicomplexa; Aconoidasida; Haemosporida; Plasmodiidae
Exons: 6
Coding region: 1-1866 (621 amino acids)
Source: RefSeq, a predicted model, not a curated record